Rhodamnia argentea is the source of this 1630-nucleotide messenger RNA. RefSeq lists its product as uncharacterized. NCBI's taxonomy places the organism in Eukaryota, Viridiplantae, Streptophyta, Magnoliopsida, Myrtales, Myrtaceae. The record is from RefSeq and is a predicted model, not a curated record. The transcript has 3 exons. Bases 105 to 1373 code for a protein of 422 amino acids.
CUUAAGACCUCCUCUUGGAUCUCUCCCCUCUCUCGUCCGAUCAAAGAGAGAGCUUUUAUAACUCUUCUUCUUCUUCUUCCUCUUCUUCUUCUUGUUUUCUCUUCAUGGCUCUCCUCACUUUCCUACCGGACAGCUCCUCCAGCCACAAGCAUAAACCACCCCCUCCUUCCAAACGCAAGCGAACGAAGCACCACCAGAAGCAGCACGAGCAAGAUCCAAAGCUAAAGCAAAAGCCACCCGCAUCGCCGCCGCUGUCGUCGUGGGACCAAUUCAAGAGCCUCCUCACGUGCAAGCAGGUCGAGGGCUCCGCCGUCCACGACCCUUCCAAGAACAACAACAAGCUCGCCGGCUCCUCAUGCAGCUCCAUAUGCAGCUUCCGGGACGUCGUCCACGGCAACACCCGCGUGGUCCACCGGGCCGACAACUCCCCGGAGGGCAGCUCCGUCGGCCAGGAGGCCGGCCUCCUGAGCCGCAAAGGCGGGGCCGGGUCCUCGUCCUCCAGGUCGCUGGCCGGGUCGACUAGAACCCACGGCGGCGGGGGCGGGUCGUCGAGGGGCAUGCAGUUCCGGAAGCUCUCCGGGUGUUACGAGUGCCACAUGAUCGUCGACCCUAGCAGGUAUCCUUACACGCCCAGGUCAACCAUGUGCGCAUGCUCCCAGUGCGGCGAAGUCUUCCCUAAGCUCGAGAGCCUAGAGCUUCACCAAGCAGUUCGUCAUGCUGUGUCUGAGCUGGGCCCGGAAGAUUCCGGCCGCCACAUCGUGGAGAUCAUCUUCAAGUCGAGCUGGCUCAAGAAGGACAACCCCAUCUGCAAGAUCGAACGGAUACUGAAGGUCCACAACACCCAGCGCACCAUCCAGCGCUUCGAGGACUGCCGGGACGCGGUGAAGACCCGCGCCCUCGCCAGCGCCCGGAAGAACCCGCGCUGCGCCGCCGACGGCAAUGAGCUGCUCCGGUUCCACUGCACCACCCUGGCGUGCGCCCUCGGCUCCGGCGGCUCCACCAGCCUGUGCGGGUCCGUGCCCGGCUGCGGCGUCUGCACCGUCGUCCGCCACGGCUUCCACGCGAGGCCGCAGGGCGGGGGCGUGUGCACCACGGCCAGCAGCGGCCGGGCCCACGACUCCCUCCAGCUCGCCGACGGCCGCCGGGCCAUGCUCGUGUGCCGCGUCAUCGCGGGCAGGGUCCGGCGUGUGGCCGAGGAGGGGGCGACGCAGCCGGGGGAGGAGGAGGGCCCCGCGGCGGGGGCGGCGGGGGGCUCGUACGACUCCGUGGCGGGCCACGCCGGGGUUUACUCGAAUCUGGAGGAGCUGUUCGUGUUCAAUCCGAAGGCGAUCCUUCCUUGUUUCGUGGUGAUUUACAAGGCGCUCGAGUCAUAAAAGAGAUCAGCGGACGGACAAUUUAAUUGAGCAUCAACUUCAUUUUGGCUUUGUGACAACGUUUUCAUUCAAUUUUAGUGUUUUAGCACCAAGUCAGAGGUGGGCAUACCAAAUGGUGUCACAGUUGACUUCCUGUUAUGUUUCAGUCAUUUGUAUAUAUUAAUGUGUUAUUUUACUCGACGUAUAUAAUGUCGAGUUAUUAGGAACUUCAUCUUUUCGAUUGCUUAUUCAAGAUUUUGGUUAUGAGUUGUUCUUUA